AUGCCACCGCAACCAGAUGUAAAUGUUCAAGUCGUGCAGCAUGUUCAAAGUGCACAAAAUAUCAAAUUGUUUGCUAACAGAUACGGUGAUUGCUUUGAAUGUGGUAUUGCGCGUAUCGGUUCGGGGUGGUGCAAAAUUUGUGAAAUAAAGGCAUUGGUAAAUAACUUUUGUAAUUGGACGAGCGGAAAUGAAUAUCUCGAUUAUGUAAUUCGAACAACCCAAGAAAGUGCAACAGAAAGUGUUGAUUUUCUCGAAUGGAUUCCUUGGGAACGGUUUAUUCUUACAGAGUACUUGGGAAAGGGUGCGUUUAGUACUGUUUAUAGCUCAUAUUGGCUCGAAGGGCCAAGAUGGAUUUGGGAUGAAGAAGGUGAAAGUUGGUUAAGAAAUGGUCCUAUCAAAGUCGCUAUAAAAAGAAUAGACAAUUCUCAUAAUAUCACCAACAAGUAUUUGGAUGAGAUUCUGAGGUAUCAUAAAUGCAUUCAAAACGGCUCUGUAGCAGAUUGCUUUGGAAUGACACGAGAUACAACAGGUUGUUACGCGUUCAUAAUGAGGUUCUAUGAGAAUGGAAAUCUUUAUGAAUACCUUGACCAUUCUAUGGGAGUUCUUUGUUGGAGAGAUAUCGUUGAUAUGUUGUGGGGGAUAUCCGGUGGUUUACAUCAAAUUCACAAGGAGAACCUUUGUCAUGGAAAUCUUCACGGUGGAAACCUAUUAGUAGAAAAUGAACCAGAAUCUAUUGAUACAAGGAUUGCCGAUGUGGGUCUCCACAGUCCUGCUGAUGAAUUAUAUGAGACAUUAGGAGAUUGGGUCACAGCGAUAUGUGAUAAUCCGGAUCCGUCACCGCUGUCUGAUCAAUUUGACGCGGCCGAAGAAAAGAAAUUUGCAGACUUUGAAACAAAGGCAUUCCUUCAACCGAAAACUCAUCCUCAAGCAAAAUAUACCAGCCAACCAAUAUAUUUUCCCGAAUUACUGGAUUGA
Acaulospora morrowiae is the source of this 975-nucleotide messenger RNA. The record is from the annotation of a GenBank genome assembly. Lineage: Eukaryota; Fungi; Glomeromycota; Glomeromycetes; Diversisporales; Acaulosporaceae.